Messenger RNA from Symbiodinium sp. CCMP2592, 3912 nucleotides. The record is from the annotation of a GenBank genome assembly. Lineage: Eukaryota; Dinophyceae; Suessiales; Symbiodiniaceae.
AUGAUCUCGAAGCGAAGACAGGCUCAACGGAAGCUUCGCAAAGAUGUACGGGAGGGUAACGAUGGAACAGGAGAGGAGGAGGAGGAAAAGGAGGCGAAGCCCACCAAAAGCAAGCCUAAGGCCAAGAGCAAAGCCAAAGCAAGAGCAAAGAGCAAAGCGGUACCCGAGGUUAAAGAAAACAAGGAAGAUGUUUUGUCUGAGGCUGAAGAGCUAGAUCGCGAAGAGUACGCAAUCAAGAACCAGCUCCGACAGGAAGACGAUGAAGAUGCCCAGCAGGGGAAGCAGACGGCAGCAAACAAGAAGAAAGGAAAGAAGAAAAAAAAGCAAGCAGCAGCCGCGGCAGAGCAUGAUGCACCAGUGUGUGGGAAGGAGGAUGAUGCCGCUGACGAGGUAGAUCUCAAAGGUGCGAAGCGCCGGCUGGACUUCGAAGCAUGCUUGGGAGAUGAUGCGCCGGGGGAGGCUGAGCCAUCCGUGUCGAAUGGCAUGGAGGAAGCCAAUGGGGCUUCUGCUGUGGGCAGAGCGAAGAAGAAGUUGAAGAGAAAAAUCAGAAAGAAGGGCCUUAGGAAGGCCGAGCAGGAUGUGGCAAGGACCCCAGCGAAGGAGAAGGAAAAACAUGAGGAGGCUGCUGAUGAUGAGUGCAAGGCUGAUGAGGAGCCAGCAGGAAUGUUGGUUCGACCUCAUCAGCCAACUGGGUGGACCCCGAAGCUCGCAAAGCCAAAGAAGAAGGCCAAGAAGUUUGACGACACCAACCCAAUGUCUAAGUCAAGACAGCAGCUGGAGGCCAAGAAAGACUCCAUUAUCAAGGACCUCCGGCAGUUGCGGGUAUUGGACAAUGCCAUGGUGCUGCCGACAGACUUCAAAGACAUUGCGUCCUUCACGAUCAAUCCUUCCCCGAAGGUGAAGGAGCAGGAGGGUCCUGCUGGUUCGACCUCCAUCGGGGCGCUGUCUGGUCGCUUUUAUGUGAAACCGGUUCCAAAAGCUCGGCUCGACGCCAUCAACCUGCACAGCCCUGCGGAACACCAGCUGAAGGCUAACAACAGCGACGGGGUGAAUGUCUCCUGGAACAAAGGAAAUUUGGCUGAUCUCCAGGACUGGAAGCAGGCUACUGAAGAAGACCCAGGAGUAUCCGCGGAAGUUUUGCAAGACAAUAUUGAGCAGAAUUCCGAGAUCAUUCACAAGAAGCUGGACUCUGGGCCACGACUGCUCUUGCAGCAGGGGAAGGCACUGUCGGACCAGAGCUGGGCAUCUCCAGGCAGCUCGACGUGGUCUGAUGCUUCCUGGGCGAGGCCAUGGACCGGUGAGGACUGGUGGAGCUCGGGUUGGGAUGAUCAGUGGUCGUCCUGGUCUUGGGGCCGGGAUGACUCAUCGUGGUCUAGCUGGCCUAGCUCUGGUGAUGAUGACAAAUGGAAGAAGCCACGGAGUACUGAUGAUGAUGCUGCUGUACCUAAGGAUGAAUCAGCAAAGAGUGCUGCUGAUCGAGUGCAAGCACUACUACAAAGGGGGCACACCAUCGACCAGCUCAGCACUGAGGACUUGAAGCAAAUUGUUCAGCAAAUCGACAAGUCGAAGCAAGGUGCUGCAGAUGGUCAGGCUGAAAAGCCAAGGACAGGUGAUGCAGAGAACAAAGAGCAGGGUGAAGGUAAGGAGGAGAAGGAAGGAAAACGCAAGGAUGAAACAAAAGAGGAGAGGCGAGAACGGCUACAUGCUCGCAACAUGCGCUACUACCGCAGUUUCGAAAGUGCAAUGUGCCCGCGCGAAAUCAGCAAGUUGUCCAAGAAAGCCAGCGACGAUGCUGGCAUGCGCUCCUACCUGUUCGAGUCAUGGCUCAGUUCGGGUGAGAACUGGCAGAAGAGUUCCCUCCUGUCUCGUUUGCGGAGCAAAAAGAGCGCGACAGCUCGAGGCUUCAGGAAGUGGAUGUUGCGGAAAGAAAUGGUUGAGAAGUGGGGCGAGGAGAUGGCCGAUGACAUGAUCGAAGCGAAAAUGUCAUGCGAGGAAAAGAGAAUGACGGAGAUUCGCAAUUGGCCGGAAUGCCCAAAGCGAGAAGUGAAGCAAUACCUCUGCCUUUUCGAGGAUAGUGCCGAGGAUGUUGACCACACCGAGCUGGAGAUGGUGCUGGAGGCUAAAGCUGAGGCCUCGUCGAGCUCGAGCUCUUCCAGCAAGAAGAAGAAGAAAAGCAAAAAGAAAGCCAAGAAAAGCAAGAAAACCAAAAAGCACUCGUCGAGCCCAAGCCCGAAGAAGCCCAGCAAAGGUGAAGGUAAGGGGAAAAACAAGCAAAAGAAAGCCAAAGCCGGUGCCAAGGAGCUCAGCCCAGAGGAGGAGCAAGAGGUGAAGGCGAAUGCGAGCAAGGCGGCAAGCAAAGUGAAGCAGGAGCAAGCCGUCGAUGGCAUGUGGGCAAAGAUUCUUCAGGAUGCACGCGCCGAGCUUCAAUCAGCUGUGGAUCAUGAUCAGGUUGAAGCGAUGGCUGAUGCUACUACCAGAUUGACUGCUGAGACGGCCAAGUUCGAGACCAUCCACAAAGUACCCUCAGAAGUCGAAGUCACUCUCUACGAGGGUUUCGAAGGGGACCGCAAGGAAGUGCAAAUGACAAUUCCGGUGCUGGAUCCACACGAGGUUUUGGAUUACGUGCAGUCUGAGCUUAAGCUUGAAUGCCCAAAGACCCAUGUCAGUGGCUUCUGGAAGCAUCUGCGUGAGAAUGGGAAUGACUUCGCCAAGAAAUUCCCAGGUGAUCUCCAGCAGAUGACUCCGUUCACCAUUUAUGGGGAUGAGCUGACAUUGGGGAAGGAUCCUAAGGACAAGGUCACUGGGAUUUUUCUUCAAUUGACUUUGUUCAAGCCGAAGCAAGCUCGGCAGGGCAUUUGGCUUCUUGCAGCUAUCCAGGACUCUACGAUGGUGCACGAUCAGCUGAAAACACUGACGCCCAUCUUGGAGCACAUCGUCUGGAGCUGCAAUCAGGCGUGCAUCGGCUCAUAUCCAACGGUGUCGAGAAGGGGCUCUGCUUUGACUGGUUUGAAAGCCAAGAAGGCAGGCCAAAAGUUUUCAGGCGACGCUCGCUGGGUAUGUGCUGAGCUACGGGGGGACUGGAAGUGGCAUGAGCGCACUCUGCGACUGCUGCGGACCCCGACUUCAAAGAAGUGCCCUUUCACGCUGCUGACGGGCUUCGAUAUCUCCAUGGUGAAGUUCUGCAGCAUGCACGUCUGUAAUCUGGGCUUGGUGCACACAGCGAGUGGUGGGGUCAAGGAAGUCUUGCUACGUGAGGGCCACUUCGGGCCUUACAAUGGGCCUGAUGCUGACUGUCUGAAACCAUUGCUGGAGUGUGCGUACAAUGAAUUUGUACAAUGGCGCCGGGCCAACAGGAUUGCUUGCUCGCAAAAAUCAUUCACGCCACGCCACUUGAUGAAGAAGGCGCAUGGGUACUACUUAACGACGAAGGCUUAUAAUGCGCGCGUGGUGAUGGUAUGGUUGUCGGCCAAACUGCAAGAGAUUGUCCAGCAGAAUGCAGCUGCAACUCCGAGCAUCAGGCUGCAUGCCACGGCACUGACUGCCUUCGCAAACUGGUUCUCUGGAACCGAAGCGGCGAAGAGGUACUUGACACCACGCCAGAGUGAUGAGACUUAUGCAAAUGGGAUGGUGUUUCUGAAAUGCCAUCUCAAGCUCACCCAGCUAUCUCAUCAGCAAAAGAUUGUGUCUUGGAUUCUGAAACCCAAAUUUCAUGCAAUGCUUCAUUUGCUGGAGCAAAGCCACAAAUGGCGUUACAAUACUCGAUACAGCCACUGCUUUGCUGGAGAAGACUCCAUGGGAUGGCUCAAGCGCGAAAACGGCGACAAGGAUGGAACAGAUGAUCUGGCUGUGAUCAUGAUCUGCUGUCAUGUGGAUUUGCAAAUGAAUGUUUGUUUUCAGAAGCUUGGUUGUUAG